UCCACUGCAUAUUGCAUGUCUUACAAAUGUGUGAACUGUGUGUGUGGUCCCAGUUUUAACAACUCUUUUAACACGUUAGGUACACGUGAGAUACACGCAUGACAUGCUUAACACCUACUGCCCCAUAUGCAGUGUGCCCCCCUUCUGGAAGUGAAUAAGAGAGAACUCUGAGCCUGAGAGAGCCUCAGAGUCGAAAGACGCUCAUCCACACCUGUAAUGCCCAUUAUUACCCCAAGCACCAACGGAGCCAUGCCUGAAGCAAAGAAAACAGGAAGAAAAGAAUCAAAAGCUGGUAUAAAACCUUCAGAAAAGGCACCGUCAUAUGUUCCCAACAUCCCUGAGCCCAGGACUAGAGCUGAACUGAUGGAAUACUGGAUGGAUUUCACUCUGGAUGACAGAACGUCUCAGAAAGUGUUGUGGCUUUCAGAAGGUGGAGCCAAGGUGUCCCGUAUGUGUGAGGAAAUGUGUCCUGUUCUGGACCGACCUGAAAGAUAUGAACAUUCACCACAGGUGCUGUGUAGGGAGUGUGUUUGGGGUAAUCGUGGAUAUUGGGAGGUUGACUGCGAAGGCUGGGUGGUGAUAGGGGCAGCGUGUGAGAGCUCAGCCCGGAAAACUAAGGAUGGUCCCUGUGGCCUAGGAGAAAAUGAGGUGUCAUGGGGUCUGGGCUGGGCUGGCUCCUGCUACCAUGUGUGGCACAAUGGGGUGAACAUAGAGAUUCAUGCUCCCUUCUGUCCUACCAUUGGGAUCUAUGCAGAUCAGCCAGCUGGAUUACUCAACUUUUACCGUGUGGAAGCUGAAGAGAAUGGCUCUAAGGCGGUCAGUCUGCUUUAUCAGUUUAAGACCACCAUCAACGAGAAGCUCUACCCCGGUUUCUGGGUGGGCAGGAAAUCUCACUGUUGGAUCCGGAAGAAAGAUCAGUAGGACAUGAAUGGCGGGGGGAUCGAUGGAAAGAAAAGGGGUGUGAAAAAACAGAGCUGUGCAAGAAUAUUUAGUUAACCAGAAUAUCAUGAGAAAUACUAAUGUAAUUCUAAUGCCAGCCUAUUACACAUGGGUUGGCCAAAAAGCAAGCAAGCUCAUGUUAUGGUAGCACUUUUCAAAAGUUUCAUUUGUUAUCAUAUGCAAUGAAAUAACACGUAAGCUUAAAAAAAUGCUUUUACAGAAUGUAUAAAUCUUAGUUAAUUUCUAUACUGUAAAAUGCUUUUGCACUUAAAUUUUUAAGUAUAAUUAACUUGGAAGUCACUUUAACUUUGAUUUUUUAUUUUGAGAAUGAGUUGCUGUAACUUAUAUAUUUAAAUUAAAACUACGUAAGCUAACUUAACCUUAAAUUACAGCUUCUCAUCAUUAGUCAAGAUAAAUAAUUGAAGUUGAAAUUACUUUUAAAGUGCAUUUAUUUCAUUGCUAAAAACAUUUGUGUGUGUGUGUGUGUGUGCAUUUGGUAUAAUACAAUGUGUUCGCGUAGUUUAUGUUUCAGUAAAUUUUUGUAGCUCCGAAUUUUCUCUGAUGUCAGACGGAAAUGUGAUGCUUCUUACUUCUUACCAUGUUUGAAAGAUUCGCUCACAAUGCAAUGCUACAGUUUACUUACAGUGCAAGCCAGUGGCGGCUGGUGACUUCUUUUUUUGAAGCGCAGGAUGCGAAGUUCGUCACAACAUGUAUGUAGCCCGUCAUGUGUGUGGUUCAUAAUUUCAAAAUAUGUUUUCAGCGCUUUGAGAGAUCGUGUGUGCAUCACGUGUCAUGCCAAAAUAAGUGCCUGCUGCAGACGCGUCUAAAGGGUUUAUGAAAAGAGACGCUCACAUUUGCCAGAUACUCACAUUAUCUCAUGCGUAAUCAGAGUUUCUAGCGUGUAUUUUGGGAACGUGUCUCUUUUAUAAUAACGGUUUUGACGCGUGUGCAGCAGGCACUUAUUUUGAUAAAACACGUGAUGCAGGAUCUCUCGAAACACAUGACACACAUUUUGGAAAAGGGAACCACACGUGUGACAAUCCGAACACUUAUUUUGAAUUAGCGCAUCCUCGGAUGAGCAGUCACGAGCCGCCCCUGGUCCAAGCGGGAAGAAUUAUGAUAAUGCACGUGGUGUCUAUGUCAACAGGCCCAGGAAGUAAACUGUUGCCUAUAAUCCAUGUGUUUGUUGUAAUCCUAGAAAAGAGAUUUACGCUGGAGACGAUAACUUGCGUCAUUGUUUACUUUAAGAUUUGUACCUUUUGCAUAUCGUUAACAUGUACUAAUACACACUUACACAGCAAAGGAAAUAUAAAAUCGUGAAUCGGACCAUAGGUGCUCUUUAAAUCCAAGUUGAAUAAACUUAAGAAUUUAAGUGCCAAAAUAAUUUUUUGCAAAAACACUCAAAUUAUUUUCCUUUAUUUACACCAGUUAUUGUAUUUGUGUAGUUUACACCUUUUAAUAGAAAGUUGUCUUGUGUUUGUAGUUUAAAUACUUUUAUAUUAGUCCAUGUUAUGACAAAUACAGAUAUUGUAAUAAAGAUAUAUCUCAGUGCAUAUAGUACUUGACUGAAUUA
Messenger RNA from Paramisgurnus dabryanus, 2512 nucleotides. Its product is annotated as tripartite motif-containing protein 16. Gene Ontology annotation, molecular function: protein binding. Lineage: Eukaryota; Metazoa; Chordata; Actinopteri; Cypriniformes; Cobitidae. The record is from RefSeq and is a predicted model, not a curated record.